Messenger RNA from Ciona intestinalis (vase tunicate), 5755 nucleotides. Lineage: Eukaryota; Metazoa; Chordata; Ascidiacea; Phlebobranchia; Cionidae. The record is from RefSeq and is a predicted model, not a curated record.
UACAGUGUGUUAUUUUAGGCUAGUGCAUUGGAAUGUGUAAAAUACUAGUAUAUACACAAACCUAACAAAGUAAAAUGCUGCGCACUAAUUUUGGCAAUAAAACCAUUCCAAAAUUCCGUUAGCCAUGUCAGUAAUAUGUGCGGGACACGUAUAGCAACUGUAUUGCAUACGGCAUGGAAAUGAUUUGUAGUUCUUUAAAUAUUUUUUUUUUGUAAACGUUAUUUGUACCGCUAUUGUGGUGCUAGUGAAGGAACCUCCCCCUUUCGUUGUCCCGACGGCUAAGCGUAACUAACAACUACUUAACUCUAACUGUGACAGUCGUCAAACACGGGUGUUUUGUUUCACACAUUCUUCAAAGUACCCCCAUUUUACCUUCAAUAUCAAGUUUUCUUUAUGUACUUAUUAACCCACUGUACAAAUAUUAUUUUUGUGACAGUGUUUUAGUUUUACUAUUUAGUUAAAUAAUAACUUUUCAAUUGUUUAGGAGUAUGGACACAAAUACUGUAUAGACAUGAUGACUACUGCAGUUUAAGUCAAAUAAAAGAUAAAAGAUAUGUGUUCAAAUUUGAUAUUCUUCAUCACAACACUGGUGUGUUUGUCUUCCAUUAUUGAAAUAUCUAAAGCAGACCCCAAAUCCAUUGUCACAAGUUUAAAAAGCAAAUGGAAAAGUACGCCUCUGAUUAUUGAAGCCAGUGAGUUCAUGGCAAGUGAAAGCACGGAUGCAUUUUGGAAAUAUGUUGAAACUAUCAUGGGGUUCGACAUUGCACAUCAGACUGACAUAUCUGCUCGUACUUUAUACCAAACAGCAUUAAAAGCUGCACAUAUUACUUUUGAUGAUGACAAAAUGGAUUCUCUAAACAUGCAGCUUCUUAAGUUUGCGCUCUCUCUAAGAACUUAUUCACCCAGAGUGGAAAUGUUUCAUCAACUUGCUGUAAUAAAUGGACUUACUGGUUGCGAUAUAUUUUUUGACGUCCAUGGACAAAAGACGUGUGAGUACAGUGAAGUCCACCAGCUGUUAAAGUCAGCAAAAAUGCAAGAUCUUCAGCCCUCCACAGUGUUUAAACAAGACCAUGUUUUCCCUGAAUCCAAGAGCUCAGAUUCUACCAUAAUCUUGUAUGCGAAUAUUGCAUCUACGGAAUUUAAACAAGCUCAUGAUCUUCUCAAACGCCUAGCUAAAGCAGGAGAAGCAAAAUAUGUUUUACGUCAUUUUAUAAGAUCCCGCCCUGAUAAAGGGGUUCAGCUCUCAGGAUAUGGUGUGGAGUUGGCUAUGAAGAGCACUGAAUAUAAAGCUAUAGACGACAGUGUUGUUAAAGACGAUGGUUCUUCUGCAUCAUUAUUGGACGAUGGAGAAGUUGAAGUUGAAGGUUUUAACUUUUCGACUCUUGCCCGUGUUCAUCCUCAACUCACUAAGCAAUUGGCUGAGCUGAGAGGUCAUCUGAUGGAAUCGACCAAUGAGAUGCAACCAAUGAAAAUCUGGCAACUUCAGGAUUUAAGUUUUCAGGCAGCUACUCGCGUGUUAAAUGCUCCUAAAAAUGACCAACUUAAAAUACUCAAGGACAUCAGUCAAAACUUCCCUACUCGAGUUAGAACACUGGUGAAACAACAAGUGCCAGAUGAAUUACGUCAUGAAAUCAAACAAAACCAAAGGAGUUUUGAGCAGUUUGACAUAGACCAAGGUCAAGCUAUGUUUCUUUUAAACGGAAUCCAGAUAGACGUGGAUGAAACCGAUAUGUUUAAGUUACUGGACAUGUUAAGAAGUGAAGGGAAGUUAAUAAGUGGAUUAAAGAAACUUAAUCUGAAUUCAAAUCAAAUACAAAAGGCAAUGAAGUUAAAUGUACAUCCUGAAGCCAGUGGAAAGCAUAUACUGGAUAUAAGGGAGUCUGCAAUUAUUUGGGCAAACGACAUUGAAACUGACGAGAGGUAUAAACGCUGGCCCGCCAACGUGCAUGAGCUCCUCAGACCUGCGUUUCCUGGCACAUUACGACGUGUGCGCAAGAACAUGUUUCAUCUCGUUUUUGUCAUCGAUCCAACACACGCUGAUGCAAAAUAUUUGGUUGAAGCCGCGGAAAUUUUCUGGGCGAAUGACGUACCACUUAGGAUAGGUUUUUCCUUCCUUGUUGAUGACUCAGCAGAAAUUGACGGCAAUGAUGAUGCGGGAGUCGCACUUGUUCGAGCGUAUAAUUACGCAAGAGAUGAAAUGGAUGACAAUGAAAAGUCAUUCAGUUUUCUUACCAACGUUUACAAAUCACUUAAAGAAGGUAGCAUCAUCACUGUAGAACAUAUCAUACAACGGUUGAAACAAAAGUUUAAAAGUGCUGACAUAGAUGAUAUACUUGGUAGCAGUUCAGAAUUCGAUAGCAACAGAAAACUUGGAAAAUCCUUCCAAUCUCGAACAGCACUUGUAGGUCCCGUCAAUGUUUUAAUGAAUGGGGCGCUUCUCUCUGAUGAUGAUAUAUCAGAUGAUAUGUUUGAACAGGUGGUUCUUGAUAAAAUAAUGGAAGAAACCCCAGUGUUACAGCGAGCAGCUUACAUGGGUGAACUAAGCAAUAAUGGGGACCCCCUUGAAUACCUCAUGUCUCGAAAUGGGGUCGUGCCUCGUUUUAAUGACCGGGUAUUGUCGGCUGAAGCUAAUUUUUUUGACUUGCUUGGAAAUGCUAAAAAAGAGAGUGUAUACUUGAAUCCCAAGCAGUUUGCGAAGCUAAGCAACUCUGACAAAACUGCAACCAUAUCUGAACAGCUCAGCACAUUGUAUCUUUCAAAGACCGACAGCAGUAAGCAUAUUCGGCCAAUCACGAUGUGGGUGAUCGCCGACGUGGAGACGAGCGCUGGUCGUUCAUUUGUCUACAGUGCUCUUAAACAUGUGAAAACGAGCAGUAACACAAGAUUGGCAAUCAUACAUAACCCCAAGAACACGGAUCAUUUGACUUCGUCUUCCAAAUACAUGCGGGCAGUUGAAGCAGCAAUACUUACACAACAGAACAACCACGCAAGGAACUUCAUUUUAAAACUGUUGAAGCCUGAAAAUGCUGCGAAAAUUGCCUCCAGUGAUUCUUUAUCCGAGUUUUAUGUUGGUGGUAUGGCUGAAAGUGCGUUUGAAAAGGCCAUGACCUCUGACCCCAAGGUCAGCCUUGCCCACAUUACUGCCCACUCAGACUGGUCAACCACAGUGCUGAAUUUGGAGCCGGGACAAAACGCUGUUCUUGCAAAUGGAAAGUUGAUCGGACCGCUCGAUCAAAACGAGGUUUUUGUGGCCGACGACUUCCUUCUCAUAGAAAUCCUCAUGUAUUCAAGCUCUGGUGAGAAAAUACAGGAAGUCGUCAAGUCAAUGCAGCUUCAACUCACGCCGCCGGAAAAAAGUGACAUCAUAAUGAAGUUGACCUCUCACCUUUCCUCACAACCAAAGGUCGAGGCCGAACGUCGUGACCUUUCACCCCCGUUUGCCGAACACAGUGUCGUUGACCUGCCAAGCAGUGACCCGGAAAGAUCAUCAUACGACAUAUUAGCCGUGCUUGACCCAGCGAGUAAUAUUGCGCAACAAAUUAUUCCUGUUAUUGAGGUUUUGCGAGAAGUACUCGACGCAAAUGUAAAAAUCUACAUGAACUGCAAGGAAAAAUUAUCGGAUCUUCCAGUUAAAAGGUUUUACCGUUUCGUUUUAGAACCAGAGCUUUCAUUCAAGGUGGACAACAAACUGUCAGAUGGUCCCUUAGCAAAGUUCAGCGAUAUGCCCAACAAGUCCCUUCUCACUCUGACCAUGCACCCUCCUGAAGGCUGGAUGGUUGAAGCUGUAUCAGCAGUUCAUGACCUUGAUAAUAUCAAACUUAGUGAGAUCCGGAAUAAACUGGUUUCAGCCGAUUAUGAGCUUGAGUACCUGGUGCUGGAAGGGCAUGCAAGAGAUGUUACUACAGGCCAACCACCUCGAGGGCUACAGUUCACACUUGGUGCAACAAAGGACAAAGUUACUGUUGACACGAUUGUUAUGGCUAACCUUGGUUACUUCCAACUCAAAGCAUCACCUGGUGUAUGGUAUCUGAACCUUAGACAUGGAAAGUCCAGUGAUAUAUAUGAUAUAGUGAGCCAUGAAAACACGGAUUCAUCUACUGGAGAUGUGAUUGUGCUUAUGGAUAGUUUCAAGAGCAAAGUUAUUGUUGUGAAGGUAAGCAAGAAGAGUGAUAAAUCGGAUUCUUCCUUGCUGGAGGAUGAUGAAAGUGAGGGGAAGAAAGAAGAAGGAGGAGGGGGUGGAAUAUGGAACUCUAUAAAGAGUUAUUUCAGCUCUUUGGGAGGAGGAGGAGGAGAGAGUGAGAGCAAAGAGUGGGAGGAAGGAGCGAGCAACAGCUCCGAUGUCAUCAAUGUCUUCUCUCUCGCAUCCGGACAUCUUUACGAGCGAUUGAUGAGGAUUAUGAUGUUGAGCGUGAUGAGACACACAACAUCUAAUGUCAAGUUCUGGGUGCUGAAAAAUUAUCUCUCCCCACAGUUUAAGGACUUUAUUCCACACAUGGCAGAAGAAUAUGGUUUCGAAUACGAACUUGUUCAAUAUAAGUGGCCCAGAUGGUUACGACAACAAACCGAGAAACAAAGAACUAUGUGGGGAUACAAGAUUCUUUUCCUUGACGUACUUUUUCCACUGAAUGUAGAAAAAAUAAUUUUUGUUGAUGCUGAUCAAAUAGUUCGAGCAAAUCUGAAGGAGUUACGAGACCUUGAUUUAGAAGGCAACCCGUACGGUUACACGCCAUUCUGUAGCGAUCGAACAGAAAUGGACGGUUUUCGAUUUUGGAAAGGUGGUUAUUGGGCCCAACAUCUCGCUGGGAGGAAGUAUCACAUCAGUGCGAUAUACGUGGUGGACUUGAAGAAGUUCCGUCAAAUUGCCGCGGGUGACCGACUCAGGGGUCAGUAUCAGGGACUUUCCCAGGACCCCAAUUCUCUCGCCAACCUUGACCAGGAUCUUCCAAACAACAUGAUACACCAGGUUGGAAUCAAAUCUCUUCCACAAGAAUGGCUCUGGUGCUCCACCUGGUGUAGUGAUGAUUCAUUAAGUCGAGCGAAAACGAUUGAUCUUUGCAACAACCCACUUACAAAAGAACCGAAACUAGAAGCAGCUGUAAGACUGGUGAAGGAAUGGCCGGACUAUGACGAAGAAAUUAAAACUUUACAAUCGAAAUUUUCCCCAGAGGGAAACCAAAGUUCAAAGUCAAAAGAUAAAGAAACAGGUUUUGCAUCAACAUUAGACAAAUCUGCAGGUAAACAUGAGGAGUUAUGAUGCAGCAUUCCUCCAUACACAUCUUAGUUAAUUUCCCAAAUUUCUUGCACAAAUGUUUAUUACUGAAACAUCAAUCCAAUUGCAGUAGGUCAUUGGGCACGUAUUUGUCUUUUUUCAGCCGUUUCAAGAAGAUUUGGAAAAAAGUUGCUCUUCUGUAAAUUUUCGAAUUUCCGUUGUUUUGAAGUGUAACGAACACGCUUUUUUUGGUAGUUCUUUAUAUAUGUAGGAUUUAUUUGCCUUUAGCGUUGUGCGUUUUUCUUACAGACCAAAUCAAUAGAAUAUUCCCAUUUCGCUUUUGUCAUACUGUUUUGCCUAAACUUUUAAUAAUGAAUUCAUUUACCGUUUCAUUUAAAAUCUAAAGAUACCAUGCAAAAUAUUGUGGUACAUUUCUAGUUCAAAAAUUUCGAUCCAGCAACCUUAUACUGGUGCUGUUAAAUUCUAUGCUGUUCCCAUGAUUUUGUGCAAUACAACGUUAUUGGAAACUCAUUUUUACUCUUAAAA